Penicillium salamii is the source of this 3051-nucleotide messenger RNA. The record is from the annotation of a GenBank genome assembly. Lineage: Eukaryota; Fungi; Ascomycota; Eurotiomycetes; Eurotiales; Aspergillaceae.
AUGACACUGUAUCUUGAACGCAGUGCUAAUGUUCCAAUAGAGUUCUUUGCGCUUCUGGGUAAGAGUAAUGAGUCCUUUGACGAUUUCCAUCGCGAAAAGUGCGAUCAUCUCAGGGCAAGACAGGCCGAGCUCUGCAUCAAAUACGAAAGAGCUAUCAAAGCAUGUCCUUUCUCAAGUGAUGGAAAACGAGAGUUUCACGAAGCAAAAACUUUCAUCAAGGUCGCGACAGAGCUCCGUGAAGACUUCGGAAAGCUGCAAAAGUAUUCCCGCGUCAAUGAAGACGCCAUCCACAGACUAUAUGUCAAAAUUGAGAAGUUGAACAAUUUCAUCACGCCGGCUUAUGAAGAACAAAAGUCUAGGUGGCACAUGUCCCAGAUUGACCGCCAUCGACAUUCCGUGAAUUUCUUGAACAGGCUGGACAGCUUGACAGAUAGUAUCAAGGAAGCACGUGAAGUCCCUGAGGAGAUGCAGCUAUGCUCGGACAAAGAUACAUCUCAGCAAAAACAGUUCAUGGCCGUCAAGCGACCGGCCUUGUAUCGUGCUGUCAGCAACGAUGACCCCUCUACCUUGGCCUACCUGCUCAGAAAUUUGUCGCGUGAUCCAACCCUCAAGCUUGAUCGGAAGUCCAUUGUGUACGAAAUGGCAGAGACGGCCGUCAGUUGUGAUUCUACAUCAUGCUUCGAAAAUUUACUAUCAAAGGUUUUUGAUCGAGACGGCGUUGUUUUAGACCAUGACUUGCUCAAUCAGAUCAUCUCUAAGGAAGGCCAAAGAGACCAAAGUGACACUGAGAAGAGCCAUAGCCUGUUCGAAUUUGCUUUCGAGCACAUUGUGCCGCGUCAGACAGAUGCCUUGUUCUCAAAGGACCUAUGUGAUCGUUCGAGUCUUCACUAUGGCGCAAUCUACGGCCUCAAUCCCGUCUGCAAAUCUAUCCUUAGUUGUGCUCAGGGCCUGGGUGGUGGAUAUGCGGCGAAUCUGAUCUUGUCUUCGGACUCGCAUGGAUUUACGCCUUUUCACUACGCUGUGAUCAAGAAUCAUGUGGAUGUUGCGAAUACAUUCCUGGAGGUCCUGCGGUUGGACAACAGGAGUGAUGAGGAGCUGUGCUGGGAACUGGAUGACCUACUAAUAAUCGCACUCAGAUACCAACACGACGAUAUGGUAUUCCUCCUCGCUCGUGCUAACUUCGGCCCAAAUAGCCAUUCUUUGCACGGUGAAACUGCGCUUUACGUUGCCUCUCAGAUUGGUCGUGAAGACUACGUCAAGUUGUUACUGGAGAAUGGCAGUGAUGUCGACAUCAAUACCCCUGAAACACCGCACGCAUGGACUCCAUUGUUUAUUGCGUGCAUUGAAGGCUACGGGUCCGUUGUCGAUGUCCUUCUGCAAGCCGAAGCGAAACAAGAUGUCCUUGAUCACCUCGGCUGGAGUGCGAAAGAGCACGCUGCCUUGAGGGGCCACCUUGAAGUGGCUGGAAUGUUGGAGGCAUGGGAUCCAAACAAUCUCACUGAUGGACCUGCUAGUCUUCCACUGAAACCCGACCCUGAACCCAAGACACCAUUACCACUCCAUGCCCAUCAUGUUAUCAUCAACCUUGGUGUGCUGAGAAUUGGCGAGCAUGUCGACGCUGUCGAUUUUGAAGGCCCAUUGGCAACGACUUCUUCCUCUAUCGACAUGUCCAUGUCGAUCGAAGACAAUACCAGCGAAAUCAUCAAGCUUCCCAUGCUAAGUGACAUGGUGAAUGAGCCUUUCGUCUUCCCUGUUGCAAAGCCAGAUGAAGCGCGUUUGGUCUUCAAGUUUUAUAGCUCGGAUCAUUCAUAUGAGGAGCGGAAACUUGUGGGCAGUGCCGCGGCUCUGCUUGGGAAUGAUAAAAAAUGCUUUGGCGAGAACCGUGAGAGUCUCGUCAGAGAGCGCACCGUUCCGAUUUUCGACAAAAUCACAAUGGAUAUCAUGGGAACUGUGACCUUUACUUGCAUCAUCGCGAAGCCGUUGGCAUCGUCGGAGGUUCCGUCACUUCCGAAACAAUUAUUGGAGAAGGACGAGCUCCAAGUGGUCGGCCACAGAGGACUCGGUCAAAACACAGCCAAUCGAACUCAGCUUCAGCUAGGAGAGAAUACCAUCGAGUCAUUCCUUUCAGCCGCGAGGCUGGGUGCAUCAUACGUUGAGUUCGAUGCGCAACUGACCAGAGACCUUGUGCCAAUCAUCUACCACGACUUCUCGCUCAGUGAAUCAGGUACCGACAUUCCGAUUCAUGACCUCACAUUCGAGCAGUUUAUGUACACAAGCAAACUUCAAUCUCCAAGGGGCAAACCAGCAUCAGUCCUUGGGAGGCCGCCUCUCAGCUUUGGUCAAAGGCCACGGGAUAGACUUCGAUCACGCUCUGUAUCAAAGGACCGUGGGGAGACCCAGAACGUUAACGACAGGAUGAAAUUCACUGUUGAUUUCCAAAACAAAGGAUUCAAACCAAACACCAGGAGACAAUCCAUCCAGGACUCCUUCACAACUCUUGAGGAGUUGAUAUCAAAGCUACCAGACUCUAUAAGCUUCAACAUCGAAAUUAAAUAUCCUCGACUUCACGAAGCCGUCGAAGCCGGAGUUGCUACCGUGGCCCUCGAGAUCAACACAUUCGUUGAUCAGAUCCUCGACCGAGUCUUCAGAGCCAAGAGCGAGCGGAAGAUCAUUCUUUCUUCCUUCUCGCCCGAAGUCUGCAUGCUCCUCACUACCAAACAGAAUAUCUACCCCGUCAUGUUCAUCACCAACGCAGGGAAGCCACCGCCCGCGGACCUUGAUAUGAGAGCGAGCAGUCUCCAAGCUGCAGUGCGCUUUGCGAAGCGCUGGGAGCUAGCCGGUGUAGUCUUUGCUUCUGAGACUCUAAUUUUGUGCCCAAGACUCGUGGGUUAUGUCAAAAGAUCUGGAUUGGUCUGUGGGUCUUAUGGCGCGUUGAACAACGUUCCUGAAAACUCCAAGGUACAAAAGGCUGCUGGCCUCCAGCUUCUCAUGGUCGACAACGUCAGGCUCAUUACCAUGGCUUUAGACGAGAAGCUUCAACUCGACAUCUAG